UGACUCCUCUACUCCCACAAGUCACAAUUCUACUGGUCCAAAAUUUGCGCCAAACCAUCACCCAUCUAUCCUCCCUCCCUUCUCCUCUCAACCCUCAACCUCCUCCCCCCCUCCCCGUGAAACUUUCUUGUCCCUCGAGAACUCUCCUCAGCAGACCUCUCUCUCUCUGAAGACCUCGGAAGCUGUUUGUAGAAGCAGAAGAACCCAUGGUGGACGGCCAAAUCAGUGUACAUGCUAUUGAUUCCUUUAAUUCGGAUACCUGGAUUAUCUCUUUUAUGCAGACUUGAAAAGGGUUUCUUCGAUGGCGGAUAAUUUGAUGAAUGGUGUAGUAAUGGAUCUUGAUUUGAACCAGGAACCUACGGAGUCAUCUUCUGGUACUGCUUUAGGAUUAGGGUCUUUGUUGAAUGAUUUGGAAACUGCUAAUAGUAGGAUAGAGCAAAGAAUUCUGCAGCUUGCGGCUGUUGCAGCUGGAACUUGGCAACACCAUAGGUGGCGUUCCCAAACUCGUAAUUCUUCUUCUGAUGAUAUUGGUAAUAAUAACGUGGAUAAUGAGAAGCAAGAAAAAGGAUGCAAAAGAGAUAGAUCCCAUUUAGUAGCAAAGGCAUUGGAGAUGGAUUUAGUGGUUAAAAAAGUAGGUAAGGAUGGUGGAAGUGGAAGUUUCUUUGAUUGUAAUAUAUGUUUAGAUAUGGCUAAAGAACCUAUCUUGACUUGUUGCGGCCAUUUAUAUUGCUGGUCAUGCUUUUAUCAGUUGCCUUAUGUUGAUUCGAGUACGAAAGAGUGUCCUGUUUGCAAGGGAGAGGUUAUAGAUGAAAAUAUUACUCCAAUUUAUGGUAAUGGCCACAGUUACUGCUCAAAAGAACUUGUGGAGUGUGGUUUCAAAAUACCACCAAGGCCAAAAGCACAUAGAGUAGAGAGUGUUAGACAGCAGCGUGUGACUCGGGGUUUGUCUCAUAUCCCAGUUGCAGAAGCACUUAGGCGAAUUAGGACCAGUAUUGGAUUGGGGGAUCACCCGUCACAGCAACUUGCGACUGGUGACGUUAGUUCAAGUUCUCUGAGCAGCUCUCAUGAGUUGCAAAAUGCUGAUCCCAUAGGCAGCCGGGGACUACGGUCACGAGUGUUUCCGAGGGUAUUAUCAGAGGGUGCUGCCUCUCUUUCAUCGGAAUUAGAAAAUGCACAGCAGAUGUUUGAGGACCUUGCAGCGUCACUCACAGACCGCAUUCGCGAAAGAAACAAUUCGCAAGUUUUACCAAUUAGUCACGUUGCAGCUGAUGAAGAUAAUUCUUUGAGAAGAGAUGCUGCUAUCAUACGAUCAGAACGUCAGACUCUGGAUUCAAUUGUGGAGACAAGCUCUGCUACGUCAUCUGUUCCUUCCUCUCAAUCAAAUGAAGUUUCUGAUGCUGCACUUCAGUUGGAAAACCUUACAACUGAUGCUGGAAAUCUGCCUGUGAGUCGAUCUUCAUUAUUUUCCAGGAGGAGAAGUGGUUUCUCGAGGCUUUCAGAUUUAGAUAGUGGACUUCUUCGUGAAACAAGAAGAAGAAGAUUGAACUGAUGCCCUUGAAUGAUUGAGGUAUAAUUUCCCUGUUAUCUUCCCUAAAGAAGUAUUACGCUUUCAUUUUAUCCUGUUCAUCGAAUGUAAGUUGCCAACUCUAACUCAGUGACUUAGGUACGCAGUAUUCUCAAAUGUGGUCGAGAUAUUGGUGUUUCCCUUGUUGGAAGUGAUAACAUAUUUAGUUUCAUCUAGUUCAGAGAUUUACCAUGGUGGAUUUGAAAUAUUCUGAUAAUAAGCUUUUCUCAAAAAGAAUUAGCUGCUGAGAUUGUGGCAUCUUGCCUGUACAGCAGAUAGUAGGUACUUUUAUUAGAAAGCAGUGUUAUUCUUUUUGCUUUUUCUACAUUUCGUUACAGUUGAUGGUGGUAACAUGAUAGUUUAAUUUACGUACAUAUUAUCCCAGGUUGACUUAGAGUAAAGUUGAUCUCUUGUACUGAACAUUUUUUUCUGGUUGGUUGGAGUCUGAAGUUUUACUUCUUCUCAUUCUUAGUCUUUCUAUUCUUGCAUAUUUCUUUAAUGAAAUCAGACUUUGUACUUCUA
This is a messenger RNA of Nicotiana attenuata, 2086 nucleotides long. RefSeq lists its product as uncharacterized. NCBI's taxonomy places the organism in Eukaryota, Viridiplantae, Streptophyta, Magnoliopsida, Solanales, Solanaceae. The transcript is spliced from 2 exons. Gene Ontology annotation, molecular function: ubiquitin protein ligase activity; ubiquitin-like protein conjugating enzyme binding. Gene Ontology annotation, biological process: ubiquitin-dependent protein catabolic process. The coding region runs from base 302 to 1549 and encodes 415 amino acids. Gene Ontology annotation, cellular component: endoplasmic reticulum. The record is from RefSeq and is a predicted model, not a curated record.